Molecule: messenger RNA, 3562 nt
Organism: Lemur catta (Ring-tailed lemur)
Lineage: Eukaryota; Metazoa; Chordata; Mammalia; Primates; Lemuridae
Product: zinc finger protein 83-like
Exons: 4
Coding region: 715-2463 (582 amino acids)
Biological process (GO): regulation of DNA-templated transcription
Source: RefSeq, a predicted model, not a curated record
UUGGUCCUCUCUGUGUUGAGUGUGCUCUUCUCAGUCCCUCAGCUCUUCCAUACCCGGGAUCUGGGGGGGUCACUACAGUCCUUGAAAUCCGCGUACCUCCACAUAGAGUAAAUUCAGACGUCCCUAUGGGAGUCCCGGGGGUCGCUUCCUUUUGGGUUUAAAGUGUCCCUCAGGGUGGUCUCUGCCUCAGGCUUUUAGCCUUAGGGCCAUGGAGACACCUUCUUUCGCGCACUUUUUCUGCUUAAAACCCUUUACUGACCUCUUCGCCCACCCCGCGCCGUUUACAGUCCUCACCUACGAGGUGCGUUCCGGUCUGUCAUAUCCUCCAAGCCUCGCUUUUGUCCGCCCCUGGAGGGCAGCGCCACAGCCCCAGUUCAGGGGAGGCCGCGUCCUUUGCCUGCUCCUGGGAAUCUGCAGACCCCACCCUUCUCUUAGGACACCCCCGCCCUGUCCUUGGGCGGGGCCCUUCUGCUCCCCAGGCCUCCCCUUCGCAGUCACCGCCGCUUCCCCUGACCUGACCCCUCUCACUGUGGGAGCUGAUGGCUGCAGUGAGUGGGAAAGAUGGUCCCUUUGGAAAGAUGGUCCGCUGUUGCUCACUACCCCAGGAGAGAGGCAGAAACAAUAAACUCCUAUAGAAAGACCAACAAGAUUGACUUCUAAACACUCCAGUUACAUGAAGAAGAAGCCCAGAAGAGGAAAGAAGAGGAGUCAGGAAUGGCUCUUACUCAGAGGCCUUUGACAUUCAGGGAUGUGGCCAUAGAAUUCUCUCAGGAGGAGUGGACGUGCCUGGACCCUGCUCAGAGGACUUUAUACAGGGACGUGAUGUUGGAGAACUAUAGGAACCUGGUCUCCCUGGGUAUCUCUUCUAUAUGUAUGAUAAAUGAAUUGCCACCUAAAGAGAACAGUAAUACAGGAGAAAUAUCCCAAACAGUGAUGUUGGAAAGGCACAAAAGCCAUGGCAUUGAAGACUUUUGCUUUAGGGAAAUCCAGAAAAAUAUACAAAACUUCGAGUAUCAGUGGCGAGUUGCUGAAAGACAUUACCAAAGAAUCUAUAAGACUCAUAAGGAAAAUCUCACUGGUAGAAGAGAUCAGCAUAAUAGAAGGAAUUCAGGAAAUAAGUUUAUUAAAAAUGAGCUUGGAUUAAACUGUGAGUCACAUCUACCAGAACUGCAGCUAUUUCAGGCUGAAGAGAAAAUUUAUGAAUGGAAUCACAUGGAGAAGUCUAUCAGCAAUUAUUCCUUCCUUUUCCCACCCCACAGAAUUCCUUCUACUAUCAAACCCCACAUUUGUCAUGAAGAUGAAUAUGAUUUUAUGGAUUCAUUAUUUACACAAAAACAGAAAGCACACGUAGAGACAGAACAUUACAAAUGUAAUGAGUGUGGCAAGACCUUUAAUCAAGGCUUACAUUUCACUGUACAUCAAAUAAUCCAUGCAGAAGAGAAACGAUUUGAAUGUGAUAUAUGUGCCAAGGUCUUUAAUAAAAAAUCAUACCUUGUAAGUCAUCGGAGAAUACAUACUGGAGAGAAACCUUACAAGUGUAAUGAAUGUGGCAAGGUCUUCAAUAAUAUUUCACAUCUUGCACAACAUCGGAGAAUACACACUGGAGAGAAACCUUACAAAUGUAAUGAAUGUGGAAAGUUCUUCAAUCAAAUUUCACACCUUGCACAACAUCGGAGAAUUCACACUGGAGAGAAACCUUACAAAUGUAAUGAAUGUGGAAAGGUAUUCCAUCAAAUUUCACACCUUGCACAACAUCGGACAAUUCAUACUGGAGAGAAACCUUACAAAUGUAAUGAAUGUGGCAAGGUGUUCAGUCGAAAUUCAUACUUAGUACAACAUCUGAUAAUCCAUACAGGAGAGAAACCUUACAAAUGUAAUGAAUGUGGCAAAGUCUUUAAUCAUAUUUCACACCUUGCACAACAUCGGAGAAUUCAUACUGGAGAGAAACCUUACAAAUGUAAAGAAUGUGGGAAGGUGUUCAGUCAUAAGUCAUCCCUAGCAAAUCAUUGGAGAAUUCAUACCGGAGAGAAACCUUACAAAUGUAAUGAAUGUGGCAAGGUAUUCAGUCGCAAUUCAUACCUUGUGCAACAUCUAAUAAUUCAUACUGGUGAGAAACCUUAUAAAUGUAACGAGUGUGGCAAGGUAUUCAGUCAAAAUUCACACCUUGUAAAUCAUCGAAGAAUCCAUACUGGAGAGAAACCUUACAAAUGUAAUGAAUGUGGCAAAGUCUUCAGUCAAAAUUCAUAUCUUGUAUAUCAUCGCAGAAUUCAUACUGGAGAGAAACCUUAUAAAUGUCAUGAAUGUGGAAAGGUCUUCAGUCUAAACUCCUCCUUGGCACAUCAUCGGAGAGUUCAUACUGGAGAGAAACCUUACAAGUGUAACGAGUGUGGCAAAACCUUUAGUGUGCGUUCAAGCCUUAAUAAUCAUCAUAUAAUCCAUACUGGAGAAACCUUUCAAGAGUAAUGAAAUGAAUGUAGUAAGGGUUUUUCAGUGGGAAUUCAUACCUUGCACAUCAUCAGAGAUUUCAUCCUGUGGAGAAAUUUUAUUAAUGUGGCAAUGUAAUCAAUGUAAUUAAUUAACAUGGGAAGGUAUUAUGUCAGCGUUAAACCCUUGAAAGACACUGCAUAAUUCAUAGUAGAAAGAAACUUUGCAAGUGUGAGGAGUGCAGCAAAGCCUUUAGUCAUUGCUUAAGGCAUAAUAACUGUCAGUUAAUGUAUAGGGGAGAACAGCCUUACAAAUGUAUCGAAUGUGGCGAGCCUUAGGGUAUAAUUUGGACAUCAGGACUCUCCAAACAAUUCUUGCUGGAUACAAACCUAACAAAUGCAAAUCUUUUAGUGUACCUUCACUCCUUAGGCACAUCAGAUAACCCAUACAGGAGAGAAACCAUUCGAAUGUAAUGAAUGUGGCAAGGUCUUCUGCCACAAUUCACACCUUACACAUUAUCAGAGAAUUCGUACCUGAGAGAAAACUUACAAAUACGAUGAGGGUUUUAAACCUUUGUUAUGAGUUCAAGCAUGAAUCAACAUAGGGAAUUCAUACUAAAGAGCAAUCAUAUAAUUGUAAUGUAUGUGACAGAGAUAUUUUCAUGGCCUUAAACUCGGUAGGCAUCAAAAAAUACAUCUUUGGUGAAACCAUACGAAGCUAAGGUGCAUGCUUAGGCAUUUAUUCAAGCAUCCAAACUGAUGAUGUCAAACAUCAGAGUGUUCAUCCUGGAGAUGAAUUGCACAAAUAUAGUGAAUGUAUUGAGCCUUUUAGUCAAACAGUCAUGAGUUUUUUUGUCACAAGAGGUUCAUACUUGAUAAAAACAAGGCAAAUGUAGUGAACCUAGAAAGUUCACUAAGGUACGCCCUUAGGAUUCAUUAAAGAAUUUAUACUCAAACGAACACUUACAAAUUUAAUGAUAUUAUACAUUAUUUAAUCAAUUCUCAUAAUAUAGUCCACAUUGGAGAGUUCGUAUAAAGAAUAAAGAAGUCUCAAAUUCUCCAAGAUUAACCUUUGAUAGGCCGGGCGCGGUGGCUCACGCCUGUAAUCCUAGCACUCUGGGAGGCCGAGGUGGGCGGAU